UCUGUUCAUUUUCAAGUUACCAGGAUUUUUAUAAACGUUAUGUAGAUGGCAUUUUAAUGCAGUGCGAAUGGAUAUAAUAUACUAGACUGUUUAGUUUAGCAUGACUGCCAAAUACUAAAUGUCAACAAUAAUACAACAGUCAAAUGUAAAAUACGUACAUAAGUUUGGUUACAUAAUUGCUAUAAUACCGGAGUAUUACACUUCAUGAUUUUUUGGCAUUUUAUUUAUACCGAAUUUACAACGCUGGUUUUUUAAGCAGACAAACAUUUAUACUUUGCGCGCAGCUGCCAAAACAGCAACACAUGUUGGGGAUAAAAAGCGGCACUUUUAAUGACUGACAGCACCGUGAAUCAAAUGAUUGUUUUCUAGAAAUAGUUUGUAUUGAUAAACUCAGAAAGAACGAUAAGCAAUCAUUGUUGGUAAUAGAAACACAUGCGAAUACAAUGAAUUUAAGAAUGCUCAAAAUGAAGCUACCGUUAAGAACAUUUGUUAUUGUGGUUUUAACGCCAGUUAUUGCGGCCUGUGGACAUGAUGGGUGUCCAGGAGACGAACGUGGCCGGUCGGUUCCGGCCGACAAGCGGGUCGUUGACCGACGGCCGCGGUGGAGCGACAACUCGACGCUAAGAGAGGUGGUUGGGGACCUUUGUCUGCGACAGCGGACGGACAGGCUCGUUUACAGAAAGCAGAACGACACAAACGUAUUCAUUGGGUUUGAUGACGUGCAGGGCGGCGUCGUGUACACCAUGAUGUGGACAAUGGCCGGUCCAUACGGAGAGACGCUGGAGGAUGAGAACAUGAACAAGGGCGGGUUUGACCUCUACCCAGCGGCCCCGUUCCGAGAAACUCUCACCUUAGAUGCCCUCCUCGCAGCCACAGACAGGCGCCAGCAGAUGAAGUUCCUCUCGUUAUUGGACGUGUGCCGCUCCACGCGCCUACUCACGCGCACCUGCCUCAUCCAUGCAUUCGCCACCGCCUCUCGCGACAUGAAGGCCCUCAAACUCCACAAAACAUGCUCAAAACACUGACAAACAUUUGCUCAAAAGAGGCAAGCCGACCUUGGGACGCGAUCAAAUACGAUCGUAUGUACCGUAUUUAGAGUCCAAAUAAAACUUAAAUCAUGACAAAUGGAUUAUCUUCAGAACUGAAGUCACCGAGCUGAAUGCAGCAGCAAGUGAGGAGUAAUGAAACAGGAUAUGCACCAAACGAACAAUUCGUGUGAUAACAUAUCAUUGCACUGAAACAAAAGUUUUACGUUCGUGGUAUAAACCGACCAGUCAAACUUGUUUUGAAAUAAUUUCUUGCAUUUUUUUAAAGAUGGCAAACAUUGCCGGAUUAGGUACCGGUACAAUAAAGUGAACAUUAAAUUUUGUGUUAUUGAAAAUCUCCUAUAAUCGCUUGACGAGUUAUACACAACGAAAUGAGGCCGAACCAAGAUGCAACUCUAUGAACAUGCAUUCAACCCCAUUUCAGGAAAAUACAAUAAAAUAGUAACAUAUAUUUUAAUUCUUUAGUUAAAAACGAAUCUUCACAUGUUCUACACCAUUUAUCAUUCACCAUUUAUCAUGCUCAUCUGUUGAUUAUUUAUUAAGAGGAAUGAUAAAUAAAGGAGAAACAGAU
Molecule: messenger RNA, 1617 nt
Organism: Mya arenaria
Lineage: Eukaryota; Metazoa; Mollusca; Bivalvia; Myida; Myidae
Exons: 3
Coding region: 444-1025 (193 amino acids)
Source: RefSeq, a predicted model, not a curated record